Messenger RNA from Cryptococcus deneoformans JEC21, 1769 nucleotides. Its product is annotated as expressed protein. The record is from RefSeq and is a predicted model, not a curated record. Gene Ontology annotation, biological process: glucan catabolic process. Gene Ontology annotation, cellular component: cell surface; extracellular region. The coding region runs from base 200 to 1684 and encodes 494 amino acids. Gene Ontology annotation, molecular function: beta-glucosidase activity. The transcript is spliced from 17 exons. NCBI's taxonomy places the organism in Eukaryota, Fungi, Basidiomycota, Tremellomycetes, Tremellales, Cryptococcaceae.
GAACAACGAAUGUGAACAGCUUCUUAGCCGGCCCGAUUCGGCGCCGAUAAUAAUGAUCAUCGAAAUACAUACACACUCGAGUGUCAUCUGAGUGGAAGACCAGGACGGCAGAUAUAAAGGCAGCUCGCAGGAUAAGAGUCCAUAGGUGUUGAAUGCGAUAGCUUAUCCUCCCUGCCAGCAAGUGCGUGCGAAUACUACGAUGGGUCUAACACAGUCGACAAUGAGCUCCAACCAGCCAGGCAGAGGCUUCUUGAAAGUUAGCGGAAAGGAUAUAACCUUAGAUGGAAAACCGAUUACAUUGAGAGGGACUGCAAUUGGCGGCUGGUUGAAUAUGGAGAACUUCAUCACCGGCUAUGCUGGACAUGAACAUCAAGUUCGGCAUGCUCUAAAGCAGGUAUUAGGGACAGAGAAAUACAAUUACUUCUUUGAAAAGUUCCUUGAGUAUUUCUUCGCCGAAGAUGAUGCAAAAUUCUUUGCAUCACUAGGAUUGAACUGUAUUCGCAUUCCUGUAAAUUAUCAUCACUUUGAGGAUGACAUGAACCCACGAGUGUUCAAGAAAGACGGCUUGAAACAUCUCGAUCGCGUGAUUCAAAUUUGUGCCAAGUACGGUAUCUACACUGUCAUCGAUCUGCAUGCAGCUCCCGGAGGACAAAAUUUCGACUGGCAUUCAGACAAUCCAACUCACAAGGCGUUGUUCUAUGAGCACAAGGAUUUCCAAGAUCGAACAGUCUUCAUUUGGGAAAACCUAGCGCGUCAUUCUAAGGACAAUACUUGGGUUGCAGGUUAUAAUCCCUUGAAUGAACCUUCUGAUGAGCAACACGUUCGCCUUGUGGCAUUCUACAACAGGGUAGAAAAAGCAAUCAGAUCUAUUGAUAGCAAUCAUAUGCUCUUUUUAGACGGAAACACUUUUGCAGCGGACUUUAGCCGGUUUGGGAAGCCUCUCCACAAUUGCGUUUAUGCUUGUCAUGACUAUUCCAUCUAUGGGUUCCCAAAUCCACCCUCUCUAUAUGAGGGCUCAAAGGAACAAAUCCAAUUCCACAUUGAUUCAUUCAAUGGUAAAACCGAGUAUAUGCGCAAGCAUGGGAGUCCAGUAUGGGUUGGGGAAUUCGGCCCUGUUUAUCAAACAUCUAAGGACGGAUAUCCUGAUUGGAAACACAUCAAUGACACCCGAUUUGAUGUCCUUCAGCUUCAGCUUGAUAUCUACGCCAAAGCUCGGGCUAGUUGGUCCAUCUGGCUCUAUAAAGAUAUUGGUUUCCAGGGUAUGAUUUACGCGGGUGAAGAUACUGCAUAUGUAAAACUUCUCAAGGAAUUCUUACACAAGAAAAAGGUUGUUGCCGCUGAUAAGUGGGGAGCGGAUGAUCGUGCAGUGCGACCGUUGUUUACACCCGUUGAGUCAUGGCUUCUCAAGACCGUACCAUCAAUCUCGGACCGAUACCCACAAGAUUGGAGUGUAGGCGAGCACCUUUCUAGGCUAGUCAGAAAUAUGCUCCUCAGUGAAGAGCUAGUCAAAGAGUACGCAGAGCAUUUUAGAGGGAAGAGUCUUGAAGAGUUGGAUGAGCUAGCAAAGAGUUUUAAAUUCUCUAAUUGUACUCAGAGGAAGAGGUUGAAUGAUGUGCUCAAGUCAGAUUCAGAGCGUGGCACUGAUGAGAAGAAGUCGUUGUGGCAAGCUGGUGAGAAGGUAUGACAGAAGAUCAAGACUUUUGAUUGCGAGCAUGUUAUACAGUGAGAAAGAAUUGUGUCGAAACCAAUAAAUCAAUGCAGAAGUGUUA